GUGUUUAUUAAUAUAUUAUAUAUAUGGCUGGCUCUUGGGUUUCUAUUCGUCACUGCUGGCGCCAGCAAUCAUUUCAAACUUUUAUAAAAGAAGUGGGAGCAUCGACACCACUUGGAGUCGGAACCACAUUCUUCCCCAUCACUAAGCUUCGUCGGACAACCACGUCAAUGGCAACCUCAACCGUGCAUGAAGUUCGCCCUCCCACGUUGUCUUCGUCCUCCGACCCUCCUCCUGUAUUUGAUGGGACUACCAGGUUGUACAUGAGUUAUGGCUGUCCAUUUGCACAACGCGUAUGGAUUACAAGGAACUACAAGGGACUACAAGACAAGAUCCAGUUGGUUCCUCUCGACCUUCAGAACAGGCCUGUUUGGUAUAAAGAGAAAGUCCACCCCGAAAAUAAGGUGCCAUCGCUGGAGCAUGAUGGGAAGGUUUUAGCAGAAAGUCUUGACCUGAUCAGAUACGUGAAUGCUAAUUUUGAAGGGCCAGCGCUGCUUCCUGAAGACCCUGAAAAGAAAGAAGUCGGGGAGCACCUGUUAUCAUAUGUUGAUACUUUUACCAGAGAUGUCUUUUCUUCAUUAAAAGGAGAUCCUGUAAAUGCGACCAGUGCUUCUUUUGACUACGUGGAGAAUGCUCUCGGUAAUUUUGAGGAUGGCCCAUUCUUCCUUGGCCAAUUUAGUUUGGUGGAUGUUGCGUUCAUUCCGUUUUUUGAAAGAUUCCAAAUAAUCUUUUCUGAGAUAUUUAAGCGUGAUAUCACAGCUGGAAGACCUCGACUAGCGGCAUGGAUUGAGGAGCUGAACAAGUAUGAUGCUUAUAAACAAACAAAACUUGAUCCUCAUGAGUUUGUUGAAGUUUUCAAGAAUCGCUUCAUGGCUAAGUAGAGGGCAUGAGAUGAGCUAAGGGUUUGUUUGGGACGCUGGCUGAUAUCCAAAUAUUUAACAUAGUUGCUUGUGUGGAAUGCUUGAAGUGAAUUUACAGUUUGCAAUAAUGUUUCUGCAAAAGUAUGUGCACACACCAAUGUAUAAUUUUGAAGUCCACUAAAAUAAAGAAAUGACUGUUGUUAAAAAAA
Molecule: messenger RNA, 1066 nt
Organism: Prosopis cineraria
Lineage: Eukaryota; Viridiplantae; Streptophyta; Magnoliopsida; Fabales; Fabaceae
Product: glutathione S-transferase L3-like
Exons: 10
Coding region: 24-878 (284 amino acids)
Molecular function (GO): glutathione transferase activity
Source: RefSeq, a predicted model, not a curated record